CUGUCAUCGGUCUGCGAUCGAUCUUUCGUUCAUUCAAUAAUUUCAACAGCGUUCACGGCGUCGCUGUAAUUUUUGAAUGUUUUGUGCAGAAAACAAAAUAAUAUCAACUUAAUCGCGAGAACAUUGUAAAAUGGCGCGAACCAAAUCGCCGUCAGCGGCUUCUGAUAAAGACAAAAAGAAACCAAGGGAAAACAAAAAGAAGAAAGGUGAUUCAGGAUCUAGCAGCAGUGAGAGUAGUGGCAGUUCCUCUGAGAGCAGCUCGUCCCGAUCGUCUUCCCGGUCGUCAUCUAGCAGUUCUGGCAGCUCCUCGCGUUCUUCCUCAUCUUCCAGUUCAUCGAGCAGCAGCAGCAGCAACAAUGACCGCUCCAGACCAAAGAAGAAGACUUCGCCUAACAAGAGUCCAGUGAAGGAUCGCCGUGAACCUGACAGAGACAAAGUAAGGGACAGAUCACCACUUGGUGAUAAGAAAAAAAUAGCUGCUCCUUCAGCUAAUGAUAAAGGCAAGAGCAAGGAGAAACAUGAUAGAUCACCUGGCCGCAAGAAGCGUGAGCGCUCGCCACCACCACGCCCCACAAGAAUUCACAUUGGGCGUUUGACUUUAAAUGUGACAAGGGAACACAUUCAGGAAAUUUUCUCAACAUAUGGUGCUGUGAAGACAGUCGAAUUUCCCAUGGACAGACUGCACCCUCAUAAUGGACGAGGAUAUGCUUAUGUUGAAUUCAGUAAUGCAGAUGAGGCAGAGAAUGCUAUGAAGCAUAUGGAUGGAGGUCAGAUUGAUGGUCAAGAAAUUACUGCGGCGCCAGUGCUGAUACCAUCGCGACCUCGCCGGCCAUCUCCGCGUCCGCCACCGCCUAGACACGCGCCGCCACGACGUCAUUCUCCACCUCGGUACCGGCGCCGCAGCCCGCUGCCCCGGCGGCGCUCCCCGCCGCGGCGCCGCCGCUCGCGCUCGCGCUCCCCGCGCGCGGCUCCUCGGCGCCGACGCUCCAGGUCCUCCUCCUCCUCCUCCCGAUAACUCCUCUACACACACACAUACAUACCACGUACACACCCUAGUCGCUAUGCAUGCAAUACACCAACACACAAUACUUUGACCCGUCUUGUUUUUGGGAGGCAAAAUUUCUCCAAAUAUUGGUAUACAGCUGUUCCAGAAAUGCCACCUGAGGUAAGUAUGAAACCACUUGCCAUUUUAAUGGUCGAUUCCAGUAUGAAUUUAGUGUAGAUAUGUAAUAUGCGACUUAAUAUGCAGGUAAGUAUUCGUGUUGUAUCAUAGCACUGUUUGAAGUAGGAUUGUUUGAAUAAUUUUUUAACAAGAUUUUUCUUGUCAUAAAAGCUUGCAAAAUGGAAACAACUGAGUGAGUGAUCAAUGCAGAUGAACUGUAUCCAAAUAUGACUUGCAGCAGUGUGAAGUGUAAUUUUAUGAUUGUAUUUGUAAUACCCAAGGAAAACUGACUUUAUUCGCUAAUAAACUGUAUUAGUAAUGAGA
Helicoverpa armigera (cotton bollworm) is the source of this 1486-nucleotide messenger RNA. Its product is annotated as RNA-binding protein with serine-rich domain 1-A. Gene Ontology annotation, biological process: mRNA splicing, via spliceosome. NCBI's taxonomy places the organism in Eukaryota, Metazoa, Arthropoda, Insecta, Lepidoptera, Noctuidae. Gene Ontology annotation, molecular function: RNA binding. The transcript is spliced from 7 exons. Gene Ontology annotation, cellular component: ASAP complex; nucleoplasm; cytoplasm. The record is from RefSeq and is a predicted model, not a curated record. Bases 131 to 1015 code for a protein of 294 amino acids.